Molecule: messenger RNA, 1017 nt
Organism: Hibiscus syriacus
Lineage: Eukaryota; Viridiplantae; Streptophyta; Magnoliopsida; Malvales; Malvaceae
Exons: 1
Coding region: 1-1017 (338 amino acids)
Source: RefSeq, a predicted model, not a curated record
AUGAUUCCAGCAUGUUUCAGCCAACCGAACACCGUGUCGACCACCACUCAAGUGCACCAGAAUCUCAUCACCUGCAUUUACCAAAUCCAGCUAUGGGAUUCACCGACCUAUCUCACACUCACAUGGUCCAAAACCCUUUUCUCCCAUUCCUUAACGAUCUACGCCACCGACUUCUUCUCCAUCACCAUUUCUCUUCACCCUUCAACCUUCUCCUUCCUCAGAACCCGACCCGGACCCAGCUCCAAGUCCAUCUAUUUAACCCACCAUCACCACCGUCGUCAAAAAAUCAAGCUUUAUUGGGACUUGACAAGGUCCGCCUAUGCCCACAACAACUCGGCCGAGCCCGAGUCCAACUUCUACAUUGCCCUCUUGUGCAACGGCAAGCUUGAAUUCUCCCUAGGAGAUCUCAAAAAUGAACUAGCCAAGCGUUGUUCAGGACAGGUACUUAUCGAACCGGCACUUUUGUCUACACGAGAACAUGUUUUCGGACACAAGAGUUAUGUCUCGAGGGCUAAGUUCUUGGGGUCCAAACAUGAGAUCGCCAUAGAUUGUAAUGGAGGUGUUCUCAAGGUGAAAGUCGAUGGCCAAACGAGCCUUGUCGUGAAAAGGUUGGCUUGGAAAUUUAGAGGGAACGAAAGGAUUUAUGUUAAAGGAAUCGAGGUGGAAUUCAUUUGGGAUGUUUUCAAUUGGGUUAAUGACCACGGUGAAAAUAAUAAUAAUAAUAAUACCAAUGGUCAUGGUAUGUUUAUUUUCCAAGUUGGUGAUGGUGGUGUGUGGCCUGAGAUGGUUGGACCGGAGAAAAGGAUGAUGAGGAAGAGUUUGUCGUCGGUGGCGGCCGGAGGAGGGUCGACGCCGAUGAGGUCGGGGAGUUUGUCGCCUUCGCUGUCGUGCUCGAGCGUGCUGCAAUGGGCGGAGGAGAGCAAUGAUCGUGGAAGAAGCUCUUGUUCUUCAUCUACUAGGUCUUGUGGGAGCAAUGGAGGAUUCUCUUUGUUGUUGUACGCUUGGAAGAAGGAUUGA